Molecule: messenger RNA, 2253 nt
Organism: Bradysia coprophila
Lineage: Eukaryota; Metazoa; Arthropoda; Insecta; Diptera; Sciaridae
Gene: HnRNP-K
Product: Heterogeneous nuclear ribonucleoprotein K
Molecular function (GO): RNA binding
Source: RefSeq, a predicted model, not a curated record
UUCUAUAUCCUUUAGUUAAGUAGAUAACAAAUUACUUUAACAUGGACAUUUUUAUUGUUUUCCGUUGUGGAAAUAAAAUGAACAGAAAAUUUUCAUAGAAAAAUUUGAUAAAAUGUUUUGUGUUUGGUUAAAGUGAAAAAGUGUGGCGAUUCAGGCUAUAACAUGAAACGUGAAAACCAAAAUGGUGACGACGAUAACCAAAAUGAAGGAAAUAAUGGUUCUGGAGGAGGUGGAGGAGGCGGUAACAAUGGCGGCGGUCGCGGCAAUAAACGCUUCCGUGGAAAUGAUGAGACUAUCAGACUGUUGAUUCCAAGCCGCAUUGCCGGAGCUAUUAUCGGAAAAGGUGGACAGCACAUUAACCGCUUGCGUGCUCAGUAUAAAGCCACCAUUAAUGUAGAGGAUUGCCAAGGCCCCGAACGCACUGUUCAUGUGUCCGCUGAAUUUGACAAUGCCAUCAGUAUCGUGGAGGAAAUGCUGAAAAAUUUCGACGAGAAGGAAGACGAGUACGAUGUCCGUAUGCUGAUUCACCAAAGUCUUGCUGGAUGUGUCAUUGGAAAGGGUGGCAGUAAAAUCAAAGAAAUCCGUGACAAAAUCGGUUGCCGUAUUUUAAAAGUCUUCUCGAACGUCUGUCCCCAAAGUUCCGACCGUAUUGUACAGUGCGUGGGAAAAGCUGACCAGGCCGUCGAAUCCAUUCGUGAAAUACUUGAUUUGGUGAAAGAAGUACCAAUUAAGGGACCAGUUCAAAACUACGAUCCCAUCAAUUACGACGACUUGUUUGCCGAUAAGUACGGUGGAUUUGGUGACAACGGUGGACGUGGUGGCGGCGGUGGUGGCGGUGGAGGCAAUUUCCGAGAUGGUGGUGGUCGAUUCGAUCGCCGCGGAGGUGGAGAUGAUCGUGGCUUCGAUCGACGCGACGGUGGCAGACGCAAUGAUAGACGAGACAAUAAUGGUGGUGGUGGCGGCGGCGGCGGCGGUCCACGUGGAAUGAGAGAUCGCGAUUUUAUUGAUCCGUGGGCACCGAAUCAAGGACCAAUGGGCGGAAAUAACUUUGGUGGAGGAGGCGGAGGUGGAGGCGGAAACGGUUUUGGAAACAGUUUCGGUGGAAAUAUGGGAAUGGGAGGCGGUGGAGGCAUGGGAGGUGGAGGAAAUAUGAGUGGCAAUGGAAAUAUGGGCGGUGGUGGUGGAGGAGGAGGAGGAGGAAGUUUCGGCAACCAAGGCAACAUGGGACUUGGAAACAGUUUAGGAAACAAUGGUGGAAUGGGAAACAAUAUGGGAGGCGGACUUGGUGGAGGAUUUAACAGUGGAAUGGGCGGACCUGGCAACAAUAUGAGUGGAAACAUGGGCGGUGGUAAUAUGGGCCCAAACAAUGGUGGUGGAAAUUUCGGUGGUAACAAUUCAGGCGGCGGUGGUGGUGGUGUUGGUGGUGACGAUAAGAAUACCACUCAAGUUACCAUUCCCAAAGAUUUGGCCGGAGCUAUUAUCGGUAAGGCCGGUGGACGAAUCCGUCGCAUCCGAAUGGAAUCGAACGCUUUCAUUACAAUUGAUGAACCACUACCGGGAUCCACAGACCGCAUUAUUACAAUCACCGGUUCGCCAAAACAAAUUCAAAUGGCACAGUAUCUGUUGCAACAAAGUGUCCACGAACAUCGACGACAAUAUUAAUAGUUGUUGAUGCCACACACCCAGGACAUAUUUACGUAGAAUGUAAGAAUACAAAACAACAUCAAAAACAAACACGAAAUUCGUCACUUCUUCUCUGAAAUCUGGAACAUCAUUUCUUCAUUCCAAUAAUGUAAAGUUAUUCGCCUAUUUGACACCACAUACACACACACCGUAAAAACGAUCCCCAUAUUUACCAACCAUCACCAUUAUUGAUUGAAUCCCUUUUCUAUGAAAAAAAUAUCAAUUCAACGAACGGGCAUUUUAAGGAGCUGUUAAAAGAUUUAUAAGUAAAAUAUCCAAAACAAAACAAAGAAAUCAACAAAUUGAAAUUACAAAAAAUAUAAUUUGUAUAUAAAAUCAAUUUCCAACUUUUACAUUAAUGUAAUCCAGCAAACGCUAAACAAUAUUGCAAUUUUAGUGGGUAGUUUGUAUUGAAUGUCGUAAAUGAAAAAUAUGAUUUUUUUCUUUGAAUAUUAUUGGACGAUUUAACAAUUGCAAAAAAAGAAAGAAAAUAUUAAACAAAAACAAAACAAAAAACAAAUUACUAAUUUUCUUACUGAGGAUGAGAGUACAAAAAAAUGUAAAAAAAUG